Messenger RNA from Spirodela intermedia, 3250 nucleotides. Lineage: Eukaryota; Viridiplantae; Streptophyta; Magnoliopsida; Alismatales; Araceae. The record is from the annotation of a GenBank genome assembly.
AUGGCUCCCUUGUCCAAGGUUUUAGUGCCGGCUUGAAAAUUGUUGAAAGUUGGAUCGGGAAAGCGAUUUUAAUUAGGUUGAGAGAGACGGAAGCAUGCACACAAAUUCAACGAAGGCUAGAUUUCUGCUUUCUUUUUCCAUAAAAGGGAUAAUGGUUAGGAUCAGAAACGUUAUUAAUAUUAUUUUUUUUGCAGAAUUUGUUUCAUUGAUGAUGGAAGUUGAGGGCAUAAAUUAUGCGGUAAUCUCAAGAAUAGCUAAUCAUUUUCACAUGCUCAAGUGAAUUGGGACUUUUGAAUACAGUGACAGAUAUCUUGUACGCGUGAAAGGGAUUGACGAGGUAGAGAUAAUUGUUCCAAAUGCGUAAAUGCUGGUGGUAGUCAGUUCAUCUGACGUUUGUUGAGAGCUGGCUGGAUUUUGGUGGAAUAUUUUGAGAGAUCUUGAUACCAAAUUCUAUUUGAGUUUAAAUCAUAGUUUCAGAAAUAAUUUCACUGCCUUGAUGGUUCUGUUGCAGUGACUAUUUGUUCAAGCUUUUGAUUAUCGGAGACUCCGCUGUUGGCAAAUCUUGCGUCCUCCUGAGAUUCGCGGUGAGAAAUCCUGGUGCGCUUUUGCUGUAUGGCUUCCCUUUGAUGAACGAUUCCUCCUCUUCUGAAUCUGAAGUUCUGUAAUUGCAUGUGACAUCUGUUAUUUUUUAUGAUUUUUCGCAUAUAUUUGUGGAGUCAUCGUUAAUUUUUUGGAUCUGUGCUCCUUGGGAGCCCGGUUUCCCGCUGGGCUGAUUCCCACAAACUUUAGAUGAGAUGUCCAGUGUCCACCCACCCUUGCUUCGGCCGUAGCUUCACACUUUAGUCUGAGAUUAAGAUUCGAGGAAUGAGACUACUUCCAACCCCAUUCAACCCAUCAACAGAAAAGGGAAAAAAAAAAGAGGGAAUCAAUGCAUACUAAACUUUUGAGCUUUUCUCUUUUUUACUCGACUGUGCUUGUAAAUGAAUCACCAUCAUCAACCACUGAGUCUCAACUAAAUGUUGUUAGCAUAAGAGCUAACUCGACCAGUCAACUUUGUAGCAUUCCUGGUCAGCAUGACUCAUCCCAUCUCUUCUGCUUCUAUCAAAUGCCUUUUCAUCUUUCUUUUUCUGUUAUGGAGCGCAUCCCAUGCCGCACUUGUACUGAUCUUUCUGUAUCAAAAUCUUCUGCUGUAGAUGUUGCCAUCCACUCUAUCCUAGUAGGCGCGAAAUUGUGGACUGCCUGCCUUUUUAAAAUUUUCCUUAAUUUUAAAUGAAGGAACAUUUAGAAUCAUUUUCUUUUCACACAUGGCAAGAUUAAUAAGUGCAUAGCCUCUGUUUCUUGCGAAUAGUACAUCUCAGCAGUACUGCCCCCGCUCCGAAAUAAAAAAUUUAUAGUAAAAAUAUCCUCUCAUGUAGACUUUCUUCACUUCUGUGAGUAUGGUAAUCAUUUCCGUGUUAGACUUUUGGAGUAGAACUAGAUUUAUUUCCCACUUGCCUUUUCCGUUAAUCUUCUGUCAGAUACCUUAAAAUCCUUCUCUCUUCCAUUGAUCAAAUAUCUGUGAUUCUUAUGAGACAUUUUUGCCGUGAUUCUUUCUUCCUACUGAUCAGUCAUUUCUCGACCUUCAAAUUUGAUAAAAAAGCUGCCGAUCAAGAUCCUUGGACAUUUUUCAUGUCGCCAAUGAUGCAGUGCAUUAGGAUGGCCUCGUCAUAGUAGAAGCGUCAACAAAGAGUGAUAAUGAAUCUGCAUGAAUUCGGUUAUUUUUUUAUUAUAGUCUCGCAAAAGAUGAUGGGUGUUCGAAAAUUCUUGGAUUGCAUUUAUAUAAUCGGAGCAGAAAAGCUUGCAUGAAUAUCGUUAGUUUGCUUCGUUUCAAGCCGAAAUAGCAUUCAGAUUCAUACCGAAUGUUGAUUCAAAACGAGGUUCUGUCCCUUGAGACAUGCUGAAAUCCACAGUAUUCCCGCAUUUUCGGCCUUUUCAAGUAUUUAAUCAUGCCUGCGGCCCCUGGGGCGCUUGGAGGAAGCUACAUCGGCAGCUGGAGCCUUGUUCCGACAUGAAACUAUUUUGUCUCCGUAUCUUCUUGAAUGCGACCAUAGUCAUUUGUGGAGGCCCUCCGAUCUGUGGAGCCCCGUUCACAUGAAAUCUAACCCCUUUCUUACUACUUCAGGACGAUUCGUAUGUGGAGGGUUAUGUAAGCACCAUUGGAGUUGACUUUGUGCGUAUCGUGUUUCCUCCUCCCCUCGGCUUAUACCGAAGGUUGCCUUACUGAGAUCCUGUUGUGCUGUUUCCAUUUCCACAGAAAAUCCGCACCGUCGAGAAAGAUGGGAAGACAAUCAAGCUCCAGAUUGUGAGUUUUUUGCAUUCUAGCUCUGCCCAUCAUACCUAUAACAAAUUUAAUUAAUUUAUACAAACCUUAUGCCAUGCCCUACCUGUCACCAGCAUCUAAACCCGUCAUUAGAGGUUUUCUUCUGUGGUUGGGGCUGCUCAAAGAGAACUUUGUCUGUCUGUCUGUCUGUUUGUCUGUCUGUCUGUCUCUCUCUCUCUCACUUUCUCUCUCUUUCUCUCUCUUUCUCUCAUGCUUGAUGCUAUGUAACAGUGGGACACGGCCGGGCAGGAGCGCUUCAGGACGAUAACGAGCAGCUACUACCGUGGCGCCCACGGGAUCAUUGUGCGUGCUCAAGGCGUAGAACCGCACCACCCUUUUUAUGGCUGAAAAGUGCUAUUUUAGGAAGGAUUUUGAGUAGCCACAACUUGUGCUGACAGGUAGUAUACGACGUGACAGUGGGGGAGAGCUUCAACAACGUGAAGAAGUGGCUGAGCGAGAUCGACCGAUAUGCGGGCCGGGAAGUCAGUAGGCUCCUGGUGGGGAACAAGUGCGAUCUCGCGGAGAACAGGGCGGUGCCGUAUGAGACCGCGAAGGUUAUUUCACGCCGAUGCCAUACAAAAAUUUGUGUUUUUGGCUCUGAGAAACACUGAGUUCGGAGCUCGCCAGGCGUUUGCGGACGAGCUGGGGAUCCCGUUCAUGGAGACGAGCGCGAAGGACGCGACCAACGUGGAGCGGGCUUUCAUGGCCAUGACCGCUGAGAUAAAGAGCAGGUAGAUAUCCCUCCUCCACACUGGGGGCCUUUCCCUGCGGUUUCUCAUUUUCUCCGUUUUCAGGAUGGCGACCCAGCCAGUUGCUGGAGUGGCGGGGCCCCCGCAGGUGCAAAUCCGCGGCCGCCGCCUCUAUCAGAAGACCACAUGCUGCUCUUCGUAG